UGCAGUACAUGUAUAACAUCAAGUUUAUUCUAAAAUACAGUGAAAUUACUAAAUUAGAAAGUCAUUCGAUAAUGACACUGCCGGAAAAUGAAAAGAAAUCCGAGAAGAAAGAAAAACCUUUAACAAAAGUCAUUAUACGUCGUUUGCCUCCAUCAAUGGAUCAAGAGACUUUUCUAAGCCAAGUCUCUCCAGUUCCUGAUUAUAAUUAUAUUUACACGGUAAAAGGAGAUUCAAGCUUGGGGGAAUAUGCAUUUUCCCGUGUUUAUAUCAACUUCGUAAACCCAGAUGACAUCUUUAGUUUCAAAGAACGUUUUGAUAAUUACGUAUUCUUGGACAACAAGGGCCAUGAGUAUCCAGCUGUUGUUGAAUUUGCCUCAUUUCAGAAGAUACCCAAAAAGCGAGGGAAGAUUAGAAUGGAUCCAAAAUGUGGGACCAUUGAAACGGAUCCUCUUUAUAUUGAAUUUGUGGAGUCUUUGAAUAAACCACAAGAACUUGAUGAAAAACCAGAAUACACUUUACAGUUAACGAACGAAAAUAAAGAUGACGUUACUACACCCCUGUUGGAAUAUAUAAAAAAUAAAAGGGCUCAGCGUAUGAGGAUUAGAGAGGUUAGAAGGGAAGAACGAAAACGUAGAGAAUUUGACAGGAAAAAGGAUAGAUAUGAUGACUGCAGGAGACUAAAUGAAGAAAAAUCACCCUUAAAAGCAUCUACUGUUAAAUCUCAACCAGUCAAGACCAGUGGUAUAAAGGAAGAAAAAGAUGAGGGUGAAACAAAUACAGAGAAUAAAGUAGAGGAGAAGAUUGAAAAAUCUGAAAAAGUUUAUGAAAAAUCUUCAUCUUUCUAUAAAAAUAAGGAAAGAAAGUAUGAAGAAAGAAGAAAAGAUAUAAAACCGAGGUUUCCAAGAAAGGAAUAUUCUGAAAAUCGAGACUACAAAAGGUCAGACGAUUAUAAGGAGAAAGAUUAUAGAUCAAAGUAUGAUGAUUACAAGAAAGAUUCCGACACAAGAUCUUUUACUAAAAAGGUUAAAAAGUACAGUGAGAAACGAGAAGAACGUAAAAUGGAGGUACAGAAAGCAGAACAGAAAAAAUUGGAUCAAGCUAAAGAAGUUAAACCUGAAAAAGAUGAAACGAAGUCAACAGAAAGUAAAAAUGUAGAAAUUACAGAUGCUUCAGCUAAAACAAAAUCAGAGGAAAAAGAGUCAAAAAAUAAAGAAAGUGACUCGCAAAAGAGAAUAAGAAAUAAGGAUAGACCAACCAUUGCCAUUUAUCGACCAGGAAUGUUAUCUAAAAGAAAGCAAAAUGAAGGUGAACCUGAAGUAAAAGAAGGAAAGGUUGAGGGAAAAAAUUAAAAUUUUUGUUAAAUAGAUUUAUUGUUUUCUCUUAGAAAUACAACAUAUAUUUGUCUACGGUU
Molecule: messenger RNA, 1411 nt
Organism: Anoplophora glabripennis (Asian longhorned beetle)
Lineage: Eukaryota; Metazoa; Arthropoda; Insecta; Coleoptera; Cerambycidae
Gene: Upf3
Product: regulator of nonsense transcripts 3B
Exons: 2
Coding region: 9-1349 (446 amino acids)
Biological process (GO): positive regulation of translation; nuclear-transcribed mRNA catabolic process, nonsense-mediated decay
Cellular component (GO): cytoplasm; nucleolus
Molecular function (GO): mRNA binding
Source: RefSeq, a predicted model, not a curated record